Chilo suppressalis (striped riceborer) is the source of this 888-nucleotide messenger RNA. The record is from the annotation of a GenBank genome assembly. NCBI's taxonomy places the organism in Eukaryota, Metazoa, Arthropoda, Insecta, Lepidoptera, Crambidae.
AUGCUCUCACAAAAGUCCAGUUUAUUCAACAUUUUUGAUGACUUGUAUAAAUUCGAUGAACUUUUGAACAUCGAAGAAGAUUUGGAUGUGACUUUUCCAAUCACCAAAGAAAUGCUUUGGACAGUAUUUUGUGUGUUGUAUACAUUGAUUGAAUUUAUUUACUUAAUAAUGUAUAUUUAUGAUGAGACGACUAGAGAAAUUUUCACGACUCUCAUAUCUUAUGUCACUCUGUUGACGCACGAUCUCGAGCAUGUGCUGAUUUGCUCUUUACUUCGUGCUAUUUUUAUGAGGGUCAGAAUAUUGAGGGCUCACGUAGAGAAAGCACUAGGGGAUGGCAAGCAAACCAAUACAAACUUGGACAGAGUGGAAGCGUUGUCAAAGAAGGCACAACUUGAUCUCAACUCAUUACUUAAAGCCUAUGAGUUAUUGCAUAAAUCCGCUGAACAGCUGAACUCAGUCAUGAGUUUACCGAUGAUGAUAAUGCUUUUGUCCUCUGGAUUGUCUAGUAUUAUGUUGCUAAAGGGUCUAUUUAGAGUUUUGCAAACCGCUGUAGUACAACAGGAGGCGGAGAAAGUGAUAGUGUUGUAUAGUGUGACCCGUUGUAUAAAAUACACUUUUCUAGUAAUAAUACCUUGCUACUAUUCAAGCACAACCAACACACAAGUCUCACAAAUACGUAUCUUGCUCCACGAUGCCAUGAACUCUGACAAUAUUGGCAAAUUGGAGCGGAGGCGAAUUAAGGCAUUCUUCCAGUUGACACGAGAGAGCGAAUUCGCUUACGCGCUUUUUGGGGUUAUAAGGCUUAAUAUGUCACUGCCAUUAAGCUAUCUAAGCCUUUGUACGACGUAUCUCGUGAUAAUUAUACAGUUCUCCAAGUUUAUAGACUAA